Macadamia integrifolia is the source of this 1442-nucleotide messenger RNA. RefSeq names its product disease resistance protein RPV1-like. The transcript has 3 exons. The record is from RefSeq and is a predicted model, not a curated record. Bases 21 to 1160 code for a protein of 379 amino acids. Gene Ontology annotation, biological process: defense response. Gene Ontology annotation, molecular function: protein binding. NCBI's taxonomy places the organism in Eukaryota, Viridiplantae, Streptophyta, Magnoliopsida, Proteales, Proteaceae.
AUUCUGAUGGGGCAUUGAGGAUGCAUGAUCAACUUCAAUUUAUGGGAAGGAGAAUCAUUUCGAAAGACAGCCAUGGGGACCCUGCUAAACGUAGUAGAUUGUGGUCUCAUGACGAGAUCUUAAAAGUAUUACAACAUGGCACGGGAAUGCAAAUCGUUGAAGGUAUCCUCUUUUCAUCUGAUAUGUGCAUAGAUGAUUUAAGCUUUGAAGACUUUGCGAAGAUGCCCAAUUUAAGAUUUAUCGAUGGUUUAUCUGGGGGUAAAAUUUUCAAUGGAGAUUUUCCGCAUCUUCUUUCUCGAUUAAGAUGGUUCCGUUGGAGACGAUUCCCUUUAAAAAUUCUACCAAUCAAUUUUUAUCAUGAGGAACUAGUUCAUCUUGACUUAUCAAGUAGUGUCAUCAGCGUUGCUUGGAGUGAUAAACCUCAAAAUAAAAAUAAGAGGUUUCAAAAAUUGAAGGUUCUUAUUCUUAGUAGUUGUCUAGAUCUCUCUGGCUCUAUCGACUUCUUCUCAUGGUUUCCGUGCUUACAAAGAUUGGAUCUCUCGAACUGCAUGUCUCUUGUGGAGCUCCCAGAUAGUAUUUGUGAGAUAACUUCUCUCAAAAGUCUUAUUCUCAAUAAUUGUGAGUCGAUCAACAAGUUGCCUAUGUCUAUAGGUAAUCUAAAACAUUUGGUUGAGCUUUCAGUAAGUGAGACAAAAAUAGAAGAAUUGCCUGAUGGUGUAGGCCAUUUACAGAAGCUUGAGAAACUAGAUGUUUCAUGUUGCCGAAAACUGGUAAGGCUACCAACAUCAAUGGGUAGAAUGGGGAGUUUGCUUCAUUUUAACCUAGAAUAUACUAUGAUAGAAAAAUUACCAGAUGAUUUUUCAAAGCUCUUGAGCUUAGAGGUGUUAAGAAUGGGCAUGGUGGAGCUAGAUGAUCAGAUAGACUACAAGAGGCUUCAACCACUCCUAAUCAGCAUGAGUGCUUUUUCUCGUCUUCAGGAGCUAUAUUUGAAAGGCUACAUGAACCUUGAAUCUCUCCCAGAGCUUCCGCCAACUUUAAUUCGUCUGAAAGUUGAGAAGUGUAUUUCGUUGCAAAUAAUUUCAGAUCUAUCACACUUGGAAAUGUUGGAGAAAUUAUCACUUUAUGAUGCGAAAUCAUUGGUAAGAUUACCGGAUUUGUAAAGCCUGGAAAGAUUGAGUUCAUUACACAUCAGUGGUUGUGAAAAUCUAGAGAAAAUUCAAAGCCUCCAAGGAACAGAAUCCUUGGAAAUUUUGAGAGUGAAGGAUUGCCACAGAUUAAAAGAGUUAAUGAAUUUGUCUAAGCUGAAAGGAUUGGUUGAAUUAGACAUCAGUUGUGAAAAUCUAGAGAAUAUUGAGGGCCUCCAAGGAACAGAAUCUUUGGAAGUGUUGACAGUGCAGAGUUGCCACAAAUUAACAGAAUUACCAGAUUUGUCAAACCUGAAA